AUGGGUGAACAAGCAAAAUCAAUACAAUUUGAAGGAAUUUUUUAUGGACUUUCAAAUUUUCCAGGAAUUCUUAAACUCGCUUCAAGUGGGCUUGGUUGGAAGACAUCGUACACUAGCAAUAUUGUUACAAUCUCUGCUGAAGAAUUUAAGAAAAUCCAAUGGUAUAGAGUAGCUCGAAAUUAUCAGUUGUGUGUAAUUUUGAAGAGUGGAAAUUCUGCUCGAUUUGAAGGAUUUUCACAAGAGUCAUUAGGAACCCUUAAAGAUUUUAUAAAAUUAAAUUAUAAAAUGACAUUGGAAGUGAGGGAACUUAGUCUAAAAGGAUGGCAUUGGGGAAAACAUGAAUUUCAAGGAACACGGCUAGCAUUUGCUGUUAACAAUAAAACAGCAUUUGAAAUUCCUUUAUCACAAGUAGCCAACUCUAAUAUAGUAAAUAGAAAUGAUGUCUGUCUUGAGUUUACACUAUCUGAACCAACAUCAAACAAUUCAAGUAAAGGAUCCCAAACUCAUGAUCCAGUUGAAAUGAGAUUUUGUAUACCAGGGACAUCAAUAGUUAAAGACGAGAAUGCUGAGAGUGGAAAAGAGGAGGUGGAAGAUGAAGAGAUGGAGGAUGUGGAAGAUGGCGAAGGUGGUGAAAAAAAAGAUAUUGAAGAAAUAAGUGCUGCAAAAUUGUUUCAUGAAACUGUUAAACACAAAGCAGACCUUGGACAAGUUUCAGGAGAAGAAAUUGUCUUAUUUCAAAAUAUCUUACUGCUUACACCUCGUGGGCGAUAUGAUAUUCAAUUAUUUGCAAGUUUCUUCCGAUUACGAGGAAAAUCAUACGAUUACAAAUUACCAUAUAAUAUUAUUGUCAAUUUAUUUCUAUUGCCAAAACUUGAUGAUCACCAUAUAAUGUUUGUUGUAAUGUAUCUAAUUGGUUUAGAUCCACCAUUAAGGCAAGGUCAGACAUCAUACCCUUACUUAGUAAAUGAGAGAGAAUUUGAAGGUAAAUUGGAACCUAAAUACGAGAAACCUUUAGAUAAAACAUUUAGUCUUAUUUUUAGUAUAAUAACAAAAAAGAAAAUAAUAAAACCUGGAGGUUUCUUAAGUUCAGAGGAUAAGUCAGCAGUUAAAUGUUCUUUGAAAGCAAAUGAGGGUUAUUUAUACCCACUUGAAAAAUGUUUUAUGUUCAUUCCCAAACUUCCUACAUACAUACCAAUUCAAGAUACACUUAGUGUUUCAUUUUCCAGAGUAUCACAACAAUCCAAGAAGAGUACAGCAGUACCACAAGCUAGAACUUUUGAUAUAAAAUUUCAUACAAAAAAUGGCACGGAGUAUCAAUUCUCCAGCAUCAAUCGACAAGAAUUUGAAAAUUUAUUUAAAUUUUUAAAAGAAAAGAAUAUUCAUACAAUUAUUGAAUCACCUGAUGAAGGCACAGUCAGUUAUGCUGAACUUAUUAAUGAAAUUGUCGAUGAAGAUUUUGAAGACUUUGAAGAAACUUACUCUCGUAACAAAGUUUAUGCAAAAAAAGCAUUGUAUAAACGUAAGAAAACAGCAAUAGAGAAGUCAACAGCUAAACCACCUACUACUAAAACAGUUUCUAUCGGAGGUGAUAAAAAUGGUGGACAACGUGUUGUUCCUCUGGAAAAAGCUCCAAGAUUCUAUCCUGCUGAAGAUGUUCCACAUCCUAAAAAGUCUCGCAAACUAAACAAACCAACCAAACUUCGUUCCUCCAUCACUCCUGGUACUGUUUUGAUUUUGUUGUCUGGCCGCUUUCGCGGAAAACGUGUAGUCUUCUUAAAGCAACUUCCAAGUGGUUUACUGCUUGUCACCGGUCCAUUCAAAAUCAAUGGUGUACCAUUAAGACGUGUUAAUCAAGCUUACGUGUUGGCCACAUCAACAAAAAUUGAUAUCUCUACUUGUUCAUUUGAGAAAUUUGAUGAUACAUAUUUUAAGAGAGAAAAGGAGGCUAAAAAGAAAUCUACAGAAGAAGAAUUUUUUGAUCAAGAACAAAAGACAAAGAAAACAGUUUCAGAAGUCAGGCUUACUGAUCAAAAGGAUAUUGAUGGAGGAAUCGUUGCCAGCUUAAAAAAAGUUCCAGAUCUUGCUGAUUACUUGGCUUCUAGAUUUACACUUACAAAAGAUGAGGCGCAUGAAAUAUCAGACAUGUUUGAGAAUUAUAAUGUUAUCUAG
Messenger RNA from Entrophospora sp. SA101, 2169 nucleotides. Lineage: Eukaryota; Fungi; Glomeromycota; Glomeromycetes; Entrophosporales; Entrophosporaceae. The record is from the annotation of a GenBank genome assembly.